AUGUCCCUCACUGGUCAAAACACAAAGUCAACAGACGCUGCCAGAACCGGAAGACUCGCCCGUCUCUUUCAUAGCGUCCUCAAUGGGAACAGGAAAGUCCAACAUGCCAAUGUGAAACUUUUCUUCGAGGCUGCGCAAGCCCAGCCAACACCGAGUCUCUGCGUCGAGGCUAUCGUCGCAAGCAAACAUGGCAUCGAGGCUCUCCACCAGGCUGUCCGCGUAGACCUGUCAACCUCUUUCAUGUGCACACAGACACUGCCGUUCCUUGCCUACCUGGAAGACGACCAGUUGAAAAUGCUCGCGGACGGCCAAAUCCUUCAAAGGGCCCUUACGGCCAUUGCCAAGCCGCCCACCUUCUGGAAUAAGGUUGUUGCUGCCUCCCAGAGCGGCGCUCUAGAUGAAGAGGCGUCCAGGGUCUUUGCGUGGUUCUGCUUCGAGCUCCUCUCACUACCCGAGGCCGCGGAUGUCGACGUCUUCGCAGAUGUUUCUUCAAUAGCACAGAGCAGGCCAUUCAUCGAGGCAUCGUCACCAGAGAUCCGUAAGAUAGGAUACAAGAUACAGCACCUCUUGCAACUCCGAACGUCUCCGACCAGCAACUCCAUUGAUGGCCAUGGCCCGGGUGGAAGGCACGACAACGAUUUCGCGGAUUUCAGAAAAGUGGCAGUCUACCCGACUACAGAUGAGUUCCUUUCGAAUGAACGACCUUUUUACCGUCGGGCCAGAGAUGUGUUCGAGUUAGGCAUGUCGGAGCGAGCUGCAGCCCACCUGGACAACACGUACCGCCUGACAAGAGAGGACCUCUUGGGAGAGCUGAGGAACGACUGGCAAAUUGCACAAGGCCGAAAGAGCGGGAGAAGAUCCGCUCUCACUCUUCGCAAGCUCUGGCCGGCUUUCUUGGAGCUAGGCAACGAAAAGGCUCGGAAAAAGUGUUCCCUUGCACUCCGAUGCUUUGCAGGCCUGGAGGAUCUUGAGAGGAAGCAGCCGAAUGCUCGAAAGAAGUGGCUCGAGGACAACAGGAACUACCUUCGCCACCAGUCCUUUGGUGCUCUGUACCGAGGACAUGAGAUCUUUGGAUUCGCUUUUGUUGAUCGCGAUGUCGAUGGUCUGAUCGAGUCUCCUCCGGUGGUGAUAUUACAAUUCACCGACGACAAAGCAUUACGCAAGGCCCUCUUGGCCCUGAAGAUGAUGCAAGACAUCAUGUUCACACUUGUGGACACGCCUGUGUUUGCGUACGAGCCGGUGCUGGAGCGUCUGAAGGACAUGAAGGAGCUCCCUCUGCACGAGCAGCUGCUUGAUGCCUCGGGAGCUAAGGAUGAUCUUGUGCCGCAGCCACUCAUACAACAUGUUGUUGAGCGUCUUCAGUCGAGCGACGCAAAAAUAACGAUUAGAAACGAUCUUUUCAAAAAGGCUUUCCAGCUGGAUCACUCCCAGCGGCAGUCUCUGAUCAAUGCCCUAUCCAGGAAGGUCAGCGUCAUUCAGGGUCCUCCAGGCACCGGCAAAUCAUUCAUCGGUGCGCUUGCAACUCACUUUUUCAUCCAGCAUACGAGCUACAAAAUCCUCGUCAUCACAUACACCAACCACGCCUUAGAUCAAUUCCUCGAAGACCUUCUUGAUCUCGGCAUUCCAGAAGAGUCUAUGGUUCGACUAGGCUCUAAGUCUACCCCGAGAACUGGUCCUCUGCUUCUCUCCAAGCAGCAAUCCGGAUACCGUCGCACCGAAGGUGCCUGGGCUGUCAUUGAUGACUUGAAAGAUGACGCUGCGGUACAGAGUACGGAGUUACGAAACGCCUUCACUAGCUACCAGCAAGCACAUCCAACAUUCCGCGACAUACAGGAACAUCUAGAGUUCUCUGAGGACGAUUCACACUUCCAUGAGGCUUUUGUAAUUCCAGCCGACAACGAUGGUUUCAAGAAAGUCGGCAAAAAGGGCAAAGCGGUCACUGAAGACUAUUUAUACAAGCGCUGGGUAGGUGGCCAGGGGCCAGGUAUCUUUGGAAAGCAUGCUCUCAGAAACCACCGAUGCGUUUGGGACAUCGACGCUCCCCUGAGGGCAAAAUACAUUCAGAAGUGGUUCUCGGCUAUUCUCCAAGAGAAGGUGGGAUGUGUUCAAGAGCUCGCCAGGCAGUACGAUGCUACGCAAGAGCGGAUGGAUGCCCAAUUCGACGAGAAGAAAGUGUCGAUUCUUCGCGAAAAGCGUAUAAUUGGAUGCACAACCACCGCUGCUGCCAAACAUACCAAACUGAUCACUUCUGCACAGCCAGACAUUGUGAUAGUGGAAGAAGCCGGUGAAAUUCAAGAAAGCCACAUUCUUACGGCACUGACACCAUCUGUCAGUCAGCUGAUCCAAAUCGGAGAUCAUAAACAGCUUCGUCCGAAGGUCAACAAUUAUCAGCUCACAGUUGAGAAAGGAGACGGAUACGACCUGAAUCGAUCCAUGUUUGAGCGACUGAUUCUGCAGGGACACCCGCAUACCACCUUGCGAAAACAGCAUCGCAUGCAUCCGGAUAUAUCCCUCCUCGUAAGGGAGCUCACGUAUCCAGAUCUGGAAGAUGACCCCAAGACGUUGACCCGUGAACCAAUUCGCGGUGUCGACGACCGCGUCAUCUUCGUCAGCCACGGUCACCCUGAGCUGCACAACGAGAGAAUCUCCGAUCGACGCGACCAGGGCUCCAAGUCCAGCAAAGAGAACGGUUUUGAAGCUAGCAUGGUCUUGAAGACCGUCAGAUUCUUGGCUCAGCAGGGUUAUGGUACGAAGAAUAUGGUUGUUCUGACGCCGUAUCUCGGCCAACUGCGUCUCGUGAGAGACAUGCUCAUGGAUGAUGUCGACCCAGUACUGAGUGAAUUGGACUCGCACGAACUCAUUCAAGCAGGCUUGAUGACCAGGGCCGCUGCCAAGGUCGACAGGUCACCGCUCAGAAUAUCCACCAUCGACAACUACCAGGGGGAAGAGGCCGACAUCGUCAUUGUAUCCCUGACGCGAAGCAACGACAAUGGCGAUAUUGGAUUCCUUGCAGCACGUGAGAGACUCAACGUUCUUCUCUCACGGGCGCGCAAUUGUCUCAUCAUGUUUGGGAACAUGGAGACCUACAUGAGCAGCAAGAAAGGGGCGGAUACUUGGAACCCAUUCUUUAAGCUGUUGAAGGCCAACAAUUGGAUCCAUGAUGGGCUCCCGGUUAAGUGCGAGAGGCACCCUGAGAGGAGAUUUCUUCUCAAACAGCCUGAUGACUUCGACAUGCGCUGCCCCGAUGGAGGAUGUACAGAGCUGUGUAACGCCCCUCUUAAUUGCGGACUACACAAUUGCACGAUGUGCUGCCAUCGUGUGGAUGAUCAUUCCAAGAUGCCAUGUCCGCACCAGGUGGAGAGGUCCUGCGACAGGGGCCACAAACUCAAGAUGCUAUGUCACAUGCGGAAUGACAAGUGCCGCACUUGUGCAGAGGAAGAUCUGGAAACAGAGAAGAGGGUCAGGAGAGACCUGAAGCUUGAGGCCGAGAGGCAGGCCCGCGAGGCUGAAUAUAAGAGAGACCUCGCCGAGAUCCAGGACGAGAUUGAUCAUGAGCGGCGUAUCCUCAGGUAUCGCAAGGACAAGGAAGAGCAACAAAAAACACUCGUCCAACAGCGAGCGGACCUUGCCGCUCUCAGGGAAACUGCAGAGCGCGUUCUCAACAUGCCGGAGUCACAAGCGAAGCAGGGCAUGCCUGGCUCGUUUCCCGGUUCUGACCCUGAUCCUCCAACCCCACCGACUGAUGGAGACUCUUCCGACAGUCUGAAAGAUCUACCUGAUGGGGCAGCGCAAGAGUGGGGAUAUCUCAAGCAGUAUGAGGGGGCCAAGAGUAAGCCGCUGGAUGAGUUGAUGGGCAUGAUAGGGCUCGAAGAAGUGAAGUCGGAGUUCCUGUCCGUCAAGUCGAAGGUUGACACGGCUAUCCGACAAGAGAUUUCGCUUGGGAAAGAACGCUUUGGGUGUUCCAUGCUGGGUAAUCCCGGCACCGGCAAAACAACCGUCGCUCGCAUCUAUGCUCAAUUUCUCACCUCUCUCGGCGUUAUUCCCGGCAGCUGUUUCAAAGAAGAAACUGGAGCUAGUCUAGCCAAUGCUGGGGUAUCCGGCUGUAAGGCUAUCAUAGACGAGAUCCUGGACGACGGCGGUGGUGUACUCUUCAUCGACGAAGCUUACCAACUCACUUCCGGAAACAAUUCUGGCGGCGGAGCCGUGCUGGAUUACCUCUUGCCAGAGGUCGAGAACCUCAACGGCAAGGUGAUCUUCAUCCUUGCCGGCUACAGAAAGCAGAUGGAGAGCUUCUACGCACACAAUCCCGGGUUGCCGUCAAGAUUUCCCAUCGAGAUGAAGUUUGAAGACUAUACAGAUGAGGAAUUGCUGCGCAUCUUCGAGCUGAAGAUGCACAAGAAGUAUGAUGGCCGCAUGAAGUGCGAAGACGGUCCGAGAGGUCUGUACUCUCGGAUUGUGACUAGAAGGGUGGGCCGCGGCCGAGGCCGAGAGGGCUUCGGCAAUGCGAGAACAAUUGAAAACACCUUGGCCGCAGUCAGCUCACGCCAAGCAACCAGACUGAGAAAAGAGCGGCGUGAAGGCAAAAAGCCAGACGACUUCUUGUUCAACAAAGAAGACAUCAUCGGCCCUGAGCCAACGGAGGCGUUGACAAAGUGCAAGGCCUGGAAGCAGUUGCAAGGCCUCUUUGGCCUCGAGUCUGUCAAGGACGCAGUCAAGUCCCUUGUCGACAGCGUCAAGCAGAAUUAUACCAGGGAGCUUGAUGAGCAGCCACCCAUAGAAUAUUCUCUGAACCGUGUGUUCUUCGGCAACCCGGGAACAGGGAAGACAACGGUGGCUAAGCUCUACGGGGCGAUUCUUGUGGAUCUUGGUCUGCUUUCCAAGGGCGAGGUGAUCAUUAAGAACCCUUCUGACUUCGUCGGUGCGGCACUUGGUGAAUCUGAAAAGCAGACGAAAGGCAUACUGGCCGCUUCUUUGGGAAAGGUUCUGGUAAUCGAUGAGGCAUAUGGGCUCUACGGCGGCCAAGGUUCAACGGCGGAUCCCUAUAAGUCAGCAGUCAUUGACACCAUUGUCGCCGAGGUUCAAAGCGUGCCCGGAGACGACCGAUGUGUGCUACUGCUCGGAUACAAGGAACAGAUGGAGACCAUGUUCCAGAACGUGAACCCCGGUCUCAGUCGUCGUUUCCCCAUCGCCUCGGCCUUCGAAUUCGAGGACUUCGACGACGAGGCCCUACGCCAGAUACUGAAUCUGAAGCUGAAGAAUCAGGGCUACCAUGCUACCGACCAAGCCAAACGCGUGGCAAUGGAUAUGCUUGGUCGAGCGAGGAAUCGACCCAAUUUCGGAAACGCCGGAGAAAUCGACAUCUUGCUCGAUGCAGCGAAGGCAAAGAAACAGUCGAGACUCUCACGCAAGGAGACCUCUUCCCCGUCUACCCUCGAGGCACCAGACUUUGAUGAAAAUUUUGAUCGUGCUGAGCGGGCUGAAACCAAUGUUUCCAUGCUAUUCGAAGGGACCGUCGGCCAAGAGGACGUUAUCACGAAGCUGCAGGGCUACCAAGAGACAGUCAAGACAAUGAAGUCCCUGGGUCUGGAUCCCAAGGAGGACAUACCAUUCAACUUCCUUUUCCGAGGGCCACCUGGCACCGGGAAAACGACGACAGCCAAGAAGAUGGGCAAGGUCUUUUACGACAUGGGAUUCCUCGCUACCGCUGAGGUCGUGGAAUGCUCAGCGACAGAUCUGAUCGGCCAAUAUGUUGGCCAGACUGGACCCAAACUGCAAGGGAAACUUGACACAGCGCUGGGAAAAGUCCUCUUUAUCGACGAGGCAUACCGUCUUGCCGAAGGUCAUUUCGCCAAAGAAGCCAUGGACGAGUUGGUGGAUGCGGCGACCAAGGACAAAUACGUCAAGAAAUUGAUCAUCAUUCUCGCUGGCUACGAGAAGGACAUCAACCGCCUCAUGACAACGAACCCCGGGCUUACUUCCCGUUUCCCGGAAGUCAUCGACUUCCGACCUCUGCAGGCCGACGAGUGCGUCAAGUUGCUCUUACAUUCUUUAAUGUCACGCAAAAGCCUGCUCUCAUCUAAAAAGAAAGUCGAUCUUGACGUUUCCGUGUUGCAGUCGCUGGAAGAGUCCUUGAGGGUCAAGCUCAAUCAUUUGUUCUCGGAGCUCGCGAAACAGGAAAGUUGGGCGAGUGCUCGCGACGUAAAGACUUUAGCAACAAGCAUCUUCAACGUCGUUAUUAAGGACAGGAAAGGAAUUGAAAAGGGCCACUUGAGAGUUCCUGGAGACGUCAUCGUGGCCGAGUUGACGAAGAUGUUGCAUGAGCGAGCGAGCCGGAGCGUGGAUCAAAGCAGGCCGAACAUCAAGACCCAGACCACACAUUCUGUGACGAGCAACCCCUCGGAUCCCCCAGAAGACAAGGAGGGCCCAAAGAAAAAGCCGACUGCUAUCAAGCAGGCGAAGCAGGGCUCCAAGCGAGAGGCAACACGGGAUGCUGGGGUCAGCGAUGAGGUAUGGGAGCAACUCCAAAGGGACAAGAAGGCCGAGGAGCGACGGGAACAGGAGUAUCAAGACCUGCUCAAGGCACAGCGGUCUGCAUCUGACGAGGCAAGGGACCAGAUUGUCAAACGGUUGCUCGAAGAGGAGGAACGCAGGCGGAAGGAGGAGGAGGCGCGGAAGAAGCUCGAGGCAGGGGGGGUCUGCCCGGCCGGAUUUGCUUGGAUCAAGCAGGCAGGGGGUUAUCGAUUCUCAGGCUUGUGA
Diaporthe batatas is the source of this 6756-nucleotide messenger RNA. RefSeq lists its product as uncharacterized. Gene Ontology annotation, molecular function: ATP hydrolysis activity; ATP binding; helicase activity. NCBI's taxonomy places the organism in Eukaryota, Fungi, Ascomycota, Sordariomycetes, Diaporthales, Diaporthaceae. The transcript has 9 exons. The coding region runs from base 1 to 6756 and encodes 2251 amino acids. The record is from RefSeq and is a predicted model, not a curated record.